AUGGUCUUGAAGUCAACGUCUGCUGGUAACGUUUCUGUUUACCAGGUAGCAGGGUCUAAUGUUUCCCGAUCCUUGCCUGACUGGAUUGCAAAAAAGAGAAAGAGAGAUCUCAAAAGAGAUGCUGAUUACAUGAACCGUGUUGAGCUCAUCCAGGACUUUGAGUUCAGUGAAGCAUCCAAUAGAAUAAAAAUCACGCCCGAUGGACAGUAUGCAAUGGCCACUGGAACUUACAAACCACAAAUCCACCUCUAUGAUUUUCUGAAUUUGUCGUUGAAGUUUGAUAGACACACAGACGCCGAGAAUGUUGACUUCACCAUUCUCUCGAAUGACUGGACAAAAAGUGUACAUCUUCAAAACGAUAGAACGAUUGAAUUUCAUACUAAAGGUGGAAUCCAUUACAAAACAAGAAUUCCAAAGUUUGGUCGUAGUCUCACGUUCAACAAGGCCAACUGCGACUUGCUCGUUGGAGCAUCAGGUAAUGAAAUAUACAGACUCAAUCUCGAGCAAGGACGUUUCCUCAAUCCAUAUAUCCUAGAUUCGGAGGAAGGCGUAAAUGCUGUCGAUAUAAAUCCUGUUCAUGGUCUCAUAGCAGCAGCACUAGAAGAGGGUACUGUGGAGUUCUGGGAUCCCAGAAGUAGGCAGCGGGCCGCUAAGCUAUUUGUGAAUGAGCAUCUUGGAGAGCCUCUACAAGUUACCGCAGCAUCUUUUCGUAACGACGGCUUGAAUUUUGCAUGUGGUACCUCCUCAGGUAAAGCAUUAAUAUAUGAUCUCAGAACUUCUGUUCCUUCAGUGGUGAAGGAUCAAGGUUACGGCUUUGAUGUUAACAAAGUUAUUUGGAUCGAUGAGAAUACCAAUGACUCCAACAAAAUUCUCACUGCAGACAAACGAAUCGCCAAGAUAUGGAGUAGGUUCGAUGGCAAGCCAUAUACUUCCAUGGAACCUAGUGUUGAUAUUAAUGAUGUUGCAUAUGUCAAGGAGAGCGGUAUGUUCUUCAUGGCCAAUGAAGGGAUGCCUAUGCAUGCUUUUUAUGUCCCACAUCUUGGGCCAGCUCCUAAAUGGUGCUCUUUCUUGGACAAUAUCACAGAAGAGCUCGAAGAGAAGCCAUCAGAUGCUGUGUACUCUAACUAUAGAUUCAUCACCCGAGAAGAUGUUGCCAAGUUGAACUUAUCUCACUUGGUGGGAACCAGUGUCAUGAGAUCAUAUAUGCAUGGUUACUUCAUCAAUACCGAGUUGUAUCAGAAGGUAAGUUUGAUCGCCAACCCUAACUCCUACAGAGACCAGAGAGAAAGGGAGAUCAGGAAAAAGAUCGAGAAAGAGAGAGAGUCACGUAUUAGAACCACUGGAGCUGCUAACAGUAGCAAAAUCAAGGUCAACAAGGUCUUGCACGAAAAGUUGGAAGGCAGGGACGUUGCUUCUGACGAUCGUUUCGCUGAGUUGUUCGAAAAUCCUGAGUUUGCUGUUGAUGAGGAAUCACACGAGUACAGACAACUCAAUCCUGUGCGGUCUACUAAGGACGUCACCAGUGACCGUGCUCGUGGUUUGACCGCCGCUGAGGAGUCUGAAGAAGAGAAAUUGAAUGGUGAUGCCAAGGAAUCAUUCAGCGAGAGCGAGGAGAGUGAGUCUGAGAAGGAGGAGGACCCAGAGGAAGUCAAGAGAAGAGGUGAGAAAGUCGCCAAGGAGCUUGAGAAGCUUCGCCAGAAGAAGGAGCGUCAAAAGGAGGAAGCCAGAUUCAUGAACAGCAUGAAGGCAGUCACUCUGGACGAAACUGAGGCGAAGAAUUCCGAAACUUUCGAAAAGCAAGUGGACAGACUUCAGAAGGUCGUGAAGAACAAAAAAACCGAUGAUGCAAGAGUGCGUCGUCAUGGCAAGGGUGAGAUGGAGAUGACAUUCCAGCCUAAGAAGGAGAAGAAGCCCAAGUUCAGAUCAGACAGAGAUGACGAAGAAGUGGACGAAACACAGAAGGGAAGAACUAAGCAAAGGUUUGCUGGCCGCAGAAGUGCUGGCAGGAACCAGUUCAGAGGCAUGUAG
Candidozyma auris is the source of this 2028-nucleotide messenger RNA. RefSeq names its product ribosome biosynthesis protein ENP2 (gene ENP2). The transcript has a single exon. Gene Ontology annotation, molecular function: protein binding. Gene Ontology annotation, cellular component: nucleolus; small-subunit processome; 90S preribosome. Bases 1 to 2028 code for a protein of 675 amino acids. Gene Ontology annotation, biological process: maturation of SSU-rRNA from tricistronic rRNA transcript (SSU-rRNA, 5.8S rRNA, LSU-rRNA). Lineage: Eukaryota; Fungi; Ascomycota; Pichiomycetes; Serinales; Metschnikowiaceae. The record is from RefSeq and is a predicted model, not a curated record.